UUGAGGUUGUUCUUUAGACAUUUAACAUACUCAACCUGAGGUUCAGUUGGUUGUUUUGCAAAUAUAUAUUCUAACCAAUUACUGAUUGACACGAGUACGGUUGUGAAGGUGAGCACAUAGGAUCAUUAGUCCACCUUACUAUUCCACCAAUUUUUUUAUUAAUCCUGUUUACCUGUCUCUUGCCCUCUGGUUUUGGGCAUGUUCAUACCUAAACUAACGCUAACUCUUCCUAUAAUACUCGCCAGACACCUCUCUUUGUCAGCCCCAACAUUCUUUAAAGCCAACCAAACAUCCACAACAGUCUCCAACCUUAAACCCCACAACUCCAAAAUCUCAAAAUUCAUGAAAAAUGGGCUUAUCCAUGAAGCCCAGAACCUGUUUGGCAAAAUGCCUCACAAAAACGUUGUCACCUGGAAUACAAUGAUUCGUGGGUAUUUUCUGAAUGGGUUUUUAAGUAAAGCCUUGGCCUUAUUCCAUCAAACGCCAGAACGUGACAUUUUUACGUACAACACUGUGAUAUCUGGGCUCAUGCAUGGUGGUGAUGUGGACGGUGCAAGGGGAGUUUUUGAAGGGAUGGCUUGUAGAGAUGUGGUGACGUGGAAUGCAAUGCUUGGAGGGUAUUUUAUGAAUGGAAUGUUGGAGGAAGGGUUGAAGGUGUUUGAGGAGAUGCCAGGGAAAAAUGUUAUAACUUGGAACUUGGUGAUUGAAGGGCUUGUGAAGUGUGAAAAGUUUGAUUUGGCUGAGGAGUAUUUUAAAAGAAUGAGUUAUAGAGAUGUUGCUUCUUGGACUGUUAUGAUUUCAGGGCUUGCAAAAGCGGGAAGGAUGGCCGAAGCUUGUAAAUUGUUUGAAGAGAUGCCAGUAAAGGAUGUUCGUGCAUGGAAUGUGAUGCUAGAUGGUUUUGUAGGCUUUGAGUGUGUUGACAAGGCAGAAAUUUUGUUCCAGGAAAUGCCUGAGAAGGAUUUGGAUUCAUGGAAAUUAUUGCUGAGUGGAUUGGUUACAAGUAGACGGUUAGUAGAUGCUUUGCGUUAUUUCAUGGAAAUGCCUAUGAAAUGUUGUAAAACAUUAAACUCAAUCUUGUUGGGGUUGAUAAGAAAUGGACUUGUUAAGGAAGCUCAUGCAUUUUUGGAGAAACAACCGUAUAAUGAUGUUGUUUCGUGGACAAAUGUAAUUGUUGGAUAUUUUGAAAUAGGUGAGGUUAGGAGUGCGAUUAAAGUUUUCAAAUUGAUGCCAAUUCAAGAUGUAACUGUGUGGAAUGCCAUGAUAUGUGGGUUGGGAGAAACUGAUUAUGGUGAAGAAGGUUUUAAGAUUUUCAUCAGAAUGAAAGAAUCAGGUUUCUCCUCUGAUGAAGCUACAUUUACUAGUAUAUUAACCAUUUCUUCGAAUUUGCCAAGCUUAGACCUUGGGAAGCAGAGUCAUGCACAGGUAGUUAAGUCAGGUUUAAAUAAUUUCACUGCAGUUUCUAAUGCAUUGGUCACUAUGUACGAAAGAUGUGGUGACUUGCACUCUGCUUUGCGGGAGUUCUUUAACAUGCCGAGCCAUGAUGUUAUUUCUUGGAAUUCUAUAAUAUGUGGAUUUGCUCACCAUGGAAAUGCUGAAAAAGCUCUCAAGAUGUUUGAGCUUAUGAGAUUAACUGAUAUUAAGCCUAAUCAAAUAACUUUUAUCGGUGUUUUAUCUGCCUGUAGCCAUGCUGGGCUGGUAGACCAAGGUAAAUACUACUUUGAUUAUAUGAAAAACAAAUGCUCUCUUGAGCCAACAACUGAGCAUUAUACUUGCAUUGUUGAUCUGUUGGGGAGAUUUGGACUCAUAGAUGAGGCAAUGAGUUUUCUUAAUCAAAUGAGAGCAGACGGAAUUGAAGUUCCAGCUAGUGUUUGGGGAGCUUUGCUUGGAGCCUGCAGAAUCCACCAUAACAUCAAGGUGGGUGUGAUAGCUGCUGAAAGAGUUUUAGAAAUAGAACCUCAUAACUCUGGUGUAUACUUAAUUUUAGCAGAAAUGUAUCUUUCCUGUGGACGAGGAGAAGACGCUGAGAGCAUUCGAGCACGCAUGGAGGAGAAGGGAGUUAGGAAGCAACAUGGGUGUAGUUGGGUUGAGGCAAACAACAGUGGCUAACCACAUAUUAGAUAUUUCUUUCUGGAGACAGUCGCAGUUCACACCUUGAGUUCAGCAGAAUCUUGUGUUUUAAGACUUGCUGCACUGUCAGAUAGACCCUGAAGAAUCUUAAGUCGGAUUCUGCUAAUCACGGAUGAAGUUAUAUUGCCACCGUGGAAAGAACUAAAUAUAACACAAGCUGACAAGGCUGUCAACCUGUGGCCGAAAUCGGUUUGCUGGGGAGACUUGGGCUGUGCCCUUCACGUUCCACUACAAGGAAUCAGUUGUAUCAAUGGCACCACAGAUUGACGCACAGAAGAGAUGUGUAGAGAUCUUGGAUCCAAACCGUUGCGACCUUAAUGAAUGUGGAGCUGUGUAAUAAGCGGCACAAUGGACAACAAGGUACAGGUCAAUGCUUUGAGAAUGGAGGCACUCCUCUGAACCCAACUUUCGGGUGUCGCUGUUUUUAUAACUGUGUUGUUUGAUUUUUUUUGUUUCUCGUCUUCAUAUGAUGUACUUCUAAGCAAGGAGGAGACAGUUAAUAAAACGUGAACUGGUUUCAUUCCUC
Messenger RNA from Theobroma cacao (cacao), 2653 nucleotides. RefSeq lists its product as uncharacterized. Gene Ontology annotation, biological process: RNA modification. The record is from RefSeq and is a predicted model, not a curated record. Gene Ontology annotation, molecular function: RNA binding; protein binding. NCBI's taxonomy places the organism in Eukaryota, Viridiplantae, Streptophyta, Magnoliopsida, Malvales, Malvaceae.